AUGAAAUUGCUCCCUGCACUUACGGCUCGGUUUGGUGAUCGUGAUACAUCGAUCAUGAUUCUAGCAGCAAAAAUGCACCCAGAGACUGCAAAAGUUGCCGAACUUCUUGAAAUUGAGCAGAUCGAGCAUUGGAUCAAAGCCGGUAAAAAUCCAGAUCAAGUUUUUGAGCUGAUGGAUUUUGACUUUCAAAGCCUGUCAUCGAUCAACAAGUGGUUUUGCUUUGUGGAUAAAUAUUUUCUGAGUCAUGAAAGAUUGUCAUUUAAUCCAAUUUUGACCUUAGAAAAACGUUUUAGCAUAAGCGAGCUAGUUAGAAUGAUCGCGAAAGAGAGAAAUCCAAACAAUGUCGAAGGAUUAAAGGAACUGGUGAUCCAUAGUUUGUUCAAUAGUAUGCAAAGCAAUUUAUGUGUGUUGGGGCAGCUAAGUGACGGCGGGCAAAACAAUGUGAUCGUCAACUCUCUUUUGAAUUCGCGUAAGCAAUUCAGCGAGAACAUAAAAAAAUUGCCGGAUAUAACGAUGCUUGAGAACAGUCUUGAUUCUGAGUUACUCACAUCCGAUAUAAUGUACCAGCUUAAAUUCAAGGAUCGCGCUCACGAUGGUUUGUUGCUUAAUGCUUACGACGUCUACGUUAGUGCCUACAACAAGCAGAGCCCUGCGGCACAUUUCACUUUGCUCGCGGUACUCAUUACUAGGUUUGGAUCUAAUGAGGUUUUGAAGAUGAUCUAUUCAGCAAAAUCGGAUUUGGUUGUUAUGAAAUUUGCUAAGCAUCUUGAAGAUGAUCAAUAA
Plasmopara halstedii is the source of this 783-nucleotide messenger RNA. RefSeq lists its product as uncharacterized. NCBI's taxonomy places the organism in Eukaryota, Oomycota, Peronosporomycetes, Peronosporales, Peronosporaceae. The record is from RefSeq and is a predicted model, not a curated record. The coding region runs from base 1 to 783 and encodes 260 amino acids. The transcript has a single exon.